AUUUAUUAGUUACCAAAAUGGCAACCCUACUCGUGGACAUCAUUUCAUUUUUACUUCUAACAUGUGUUUACUCCACAGUGCCUCCACCAGAGAAUGUUCUCGAUUUAAACGGCAUAGACGCUAAGAUAGACAUACAAGCUGCAUAUGGGAACAGGCCUGGAAGCGCUACUGACACACACAGCUGUGGACAUGUCAGAGGGUUACCCAGCAUAUUGCGUAGUAGAACCCACAUGUACCCAAGUGGCCUAACGGCAUUCUACCAGAAGUAUACAGAAGCCUAUGGCAUUCCGGUCGUCAGCUCAAGCAGAGUAAGUGAUAGUGCUUUACAAAGGGCAUGUUACGUGCUUAGAUUCAUGCUAGCUGAUAGAUACGAUGUGAGAAAUGCUUUCUAUAAGAGUAGCGGUCGAGUAGCGCUGAUUGCAACUAGUGAGGGGACAACGAGUAUUCCUGAACAUAGCUACUUACCUAAUUGGUGGAACCAGCGUGCAAGGGGACUAGGGGCAACUCGAGCCAGGCCAGUAUCAUCAGCUGGUGAGGAGAAUGCGCUGUGUUUACGUAAUGACAGGUAUCCAGAUCAGGAUAUCGUUCUGCAUGAAUAUGUUCAUGCAGUCCAUAAUAUUGGAGCCACUAUAGCCAUUCGAGGAUUCCACAGUCGCCUCACUACGUUGUACAAUAGCGCUAAAGCAAGAGGACUGUGGCGAAAUACAUAUUCAAUGAGCACUGUUGAAGAAUAUUGGGCAGAAGGAGUACAAAGCUACUUCAACGUCAACAGACACAAUAACGUACCCGAUGGCAUACAGGGACCAAUCAGUAAUAGACCAGCCCUCCGAGGUUAUGAUCCGGGCCUUUACAACAUCAUUCGGGAGGUUUUCCCAUGCGAUAAUGAAUACAUAAAGCGUUGUAGGAAGAGCAGAAGUUUAGAGGCCAAUCAAGAACUGAGACAAAAUUGUAUUGGGGGAGGCGGGGUUGGUGGGACAACGACUACAGUCGAGCCGCCAGUUACGACUACUGCACCAGGAGGAAGUACAUGUGUUGAUAAUAAUGCGCAUUGUCCAAGUUGGGCACAAAAUGGCGAAUGUUCGUCCAAUCCAGGCUACAUGCUGGUAAACUGCAAGCGAAGCUGCAAUUCCUGUGGCGGCACUUGUGUUGAUAAUGAUGCUAAUUGUCAAAGCUGGGCACGAAAUGGUGAAUGCCAGUCCAAUCCUGGAUACAUGCUUGUAAACUGCAAGCUCAGCUGCAACUCUUGUGGAAGUUCCAACUGUAUCGACGCUAAUAUGAACUGCUCGUCAUGGUCACGUGCUGGAGAAUGUCAAAGAAACCCAGGAUAUAUGCACCAGAGUUGUAGGAAGAGUUGCAACAUAUGUUAAGGAGAUUGGUCAAGGUGACCAAUGGGAUUCUUUGAAAUAAAUGUUCAUGGGUGUGUGAACGUUGAAAUACA
Messenger RNA from Owenia fusiformis, 1438 nucleotides. Lineage: Eukaryota; Metazoa; Annelida; Polychaeta; Sabellida; Oweniidae. The record is from the annotation of a GenBank genome assembly.